Molecule: messenger RNA, 1053 nt
Organism: Alternaria ethzedia
Lineage: Eukaryota; Fungi; Ascomycota; Dothideomycetes; Pleosporales; Pleosporaceae
Exons: 1
Coding region: 1-1053 (350 amino acids)
Source: RefSeq, a predicted model, not a curated record
AUGUCCACUCACAAUCCAUGGGCAGACAGUCCAUACCCAUGGCGCAACCCCGCCAUCAUCUUCUCAUCACCCCCAGAGUCCCUCAUCCUCGCCGACCUAAAACGCUCCUGGCACUUCCAGCGAGAAGCACAAUCCUGCUGGAUGCAAAAAGUGAUUUGGACCUCAGUUGACCGCUUCCGCAUUGUCCUUCGCGACGUCGAAGGCACCGUAGGCGACAUAGCAAAAGAGCUGUGUAACAAGCCUACGGCAUUCUAUUGGCUCCAGUCUGCACAAACAGGUGCGCCCCAUACCCCCGAAAAGACUUGCAUGUCCGGCGGUGUGUUUGCUGCUAUAUACGAGGAAUGGCGUCGGAGCUGUGGCAAGCUGGAUAUUGAGUUUGGACAUUUUUUCGCUGCGCCCGUGAGAGUUGCUGGUACGGGUCCGGACAGCCUACCAGAUAUCUUGAAGGCACAUUCAUCGCUUUGUGAGCAAGCACAGCGUGUCUCGUUGGAGAUGGAGAACUACUCCGUGCAUCCGCUUCUUCCUGCUGUUAUCCUUGUAUGCGACCGCCGUGACUCAACCGCUAGAUGCGGACCAGAUGGCUUCGUUAGUCUGCGCGAAGUGGGGAGGACGAAGACUGUGCUGGUUAUUCUCACAGGAGGAAGAAGUCGAACCAGCACCGGUAUCCACAUAUCUCUAGAUCCUCUCAAACCCUUCGCCCUACCUAUCGACAGAGACGAUGUCGCUCGCCUUGAUAUCCUGCGCGUGCCCCUGGAUAUCGCUGUUAGGUUUGUCAUUGAGUUGGAGGCCAGGAUCGAUGAGCGAAAGGAACCGAGCAGUGCAAGUUUAGACAAGAGUCUCUGUCUGCAUCAAACACCCGUCGGAUACAGUAGCGAUAUUAGGUUUUACCCCAACGUAUGGGCUCGCAUAAUACAGGCAGAGGCGUUGAAGAAUGGGUUUCGGGAGUUGGCGGAUACGAAAUUUGCUGCUGUACGCGUUCAUGCACAGCUUUCUGGGGAAGAGUCGGGUUGUGAAUUAGAGCACAUGCCAUUUGGUCAGACGUGGAAGCCUUGA